Symbiodinium necroappetens is the source of this 2940-nucleotide messenger RNA. NCBI's taxonomy places the organism in Eukaryota, Dinophyceae, Suessiales, Symbiodiniaceae. The record is from the annotation of a GenBank genome assembly.
AUGCGGUUCGCCGCCGGUUUCUACAACUUUGUUCUCGUGGAAAGUGCCCUCUCUCUUUCUGCCCUUUACAAGUAUUUAAAGCCAUAUCCUUUCCGCGCGCUUCUCAGGCUCACUUUUGCCGCCGCAGCAUUGGCGCCGUGGGGAUGCGCAGUCAACCAUUGCCUCAAUGAGGACUUCCCGUGCAAUUGGGUGGCGGGCUGUGGCAUCCCAGCUGGACUUUCCCGAACAAGUCUUGCUUGCUUGCGAGGCUGCAUCGACCACGACGAAAUGCUCAGGACAGCGGGCUACGGAGACACGACUUGCCCUGAUGUCAUCUCAAAGUUCGGAUGUCAAGGCUUGUGGGCUCCAAUCUCCGAGUUUUGCCCAGUCUCCUGUUCGACAGCAGAAUGCCCCUACCGCUGCAAUCGCGAUGAAGUGGCCAGCGUGGACCAGAAGAGGUGCUGGCAGAGAGUGGAAGACGAUGGCGUCAGCUGUGUAGAUGCCAUCCGCUCUGGUCAGGACUGUCACUGUAAAUGUGCGAGCAUUUACUUCACUCAGAGCGGCGUGCAGGGACGUGCAAACGGAGGUGCUUUUCAGAUCAGUGAUAUGGUGGAUGGAGUGCCUCUUGCUGUGAAUCGAAAGGCAUUUGCGGGACGUAUGUUCACCAUCGAUUUCACUGGUGAACGAAUGCGUGCGGAAGACCCUGGCAAUUCGCAAGGACCUCGAAUGAAAAUCCUCAGAGAAGGUGAUGUCUGCAGCAGAGAUCCGCUGCCAGCCAACUUGACUGGCAUCGAGUGCCGACAGCCGAGCCAAUCUGGACUGUUUACAGGCUGGGUAUGCACGACACCGCCCUCCAUGGCCACCGAAUUCUUGCACCGCUGGGGUGGCAUAACCGUGAAUGCAUGUGGGAAGUUCCAGCUGUGCCACUGCAACCGGAUGUGUGACAUUGCGGCCAAUUGGGUCCGUGCAGGCAACCUGGAGGUGGAGCCGGUUCUCACUUGGGGCAGUAUGGACCAACCACUUCCUGGUUGCGAUGCAUACAUUCCAACCUUGCCACCGCCACCUGACCCCGUCGAGCCUGUGGAGAUACUACAAAAGUCUAUUGUCACCAUCUACGUCAGCAUUGACGGCGGUCUGCAGCCACAAGACGUCGUGUUCUCGGCGAUCGCGGCGGCUUUUGCAAGUUACACAUCGAUCAGGUCAAACCUGCUCGGCAAGGUGGUUCCGGAAACAAACGAUGUCGAGAUAGAGGACUUCGACCGCCCCUUUCGCAGGCUGCACACUGUCAGGAGGGCCGCAGAGUGUGCAGACGACGAUGCGGAAUUCGUGGCCAAGUCCAGCUUGGGGGUGACCAGCUGCGCAGAGGCCUUGACGGCUCUAGGAAACCUGGAUCUACUCUGCUCUGACGAAAGUCUACAAGCAGCAGCCACCCAGGUGCCUCGUGUGGUGGAGUCGAUCUACAGCCCCGGAGCAGCUUCCAAUGGCAGCCCUGGGCUGGCAGGCGCGGACGUCUCCAACUGGGUGACAAGCGCUGCCUUGGCGACCGUGGCAGCUGUGUCUCUCUACAGAGCCAUGAGAAAGCGGAACUGGUCUCGAGUAAGCCUUGGACCAAAUGGUGGCUGCUUCUACGAGUACAAGUUUCGCGCCAAACCUGGUGCCAAGUACAGGUAUCGCUUCUCAACAGACGUCUAUACUCCAGAGUGGGGCCACUUUCCAAACGAAGAGAAGGGCCGCCUGAUCCGCUACGGCCAGCUCCUGAACAAGGGCACUGUGAGAAUGCCGAUGGCUGACACCGACGAUGACAACGAUGGUUGGGGGCUGUUGGGCGGUGCAUCUAGUGACGGUGCUGCUGGAGCACUUCUGUUGGAUUGCGACGGCACGCUAGCCGAAACAGAGCGAGAUGGGCACCGUGUUGCGUUCAACAAAGCCUUCGAAGAGAAGGGCUUUGACGUUGAGUGGGAUGUUGAUCUUUAUGGAGAUUUGUUGACCACUGGUGGUGGAAAGGAGCGAAUGACCCGGUACUUCAAGGAAGUCAACCCUGAUGCCUGGAGCUUUGCAGACGAGCCCUCGCCCGACAACCCUGUCAUCAUGGAGCUGCACGAGUUGAAGACGCAGAUUUUCAUGGAUAUCGUGAAAUCAGGUGAGCUCCCCCUGCGUGAGGGUAUCAAGGAGCUGAUCUCUGCGGCCGAUGCUGCAGGCUGGCAGUUGGCCGUGUGCUCAACGAGCAACGAGGCCUCUGUUCGAGCAGUGGUGGAGACAAUGCUGCCCGAUUUCGCAGACAAGAUCAAAAUCUUUGCUGGAGACGUGGUUGCUGCCAAGAAACCGGAUCCGGCCAUCUACAAACUGGCUGCUCAAGAGCUCGGUGUUGCACCAAUGCGGUGCGUUGUGGUGGAGGAUACCGGCAUCGGAGCACAAGCCGGCUCGGCAGCCAACAUGAAGGUCGUUGUCACCAAGAGCGUCUACUCGGCCAAGGAGUUUUUCGGCGAUGCUGAUGCGGUGGUCGAGAGCGCCAGCGAACUCGACUUCGAGAAGGAAUGUGUAUGUACGGGCGGUGAGCACUCCAAGAGUCUUUUUGCUUUGGUGCAGGACAUCGCCUCGAAAAAGCGCGUGCUGCUGGGUCUGCCAGUGAAGUACUUGUAUUUUUCUGUUGGUCAGCUCGAGAAGUCUUCCAGGGAGUGCGUUGCUUGCGAAGCAGGCCUUCUGAAUGCCAUCCGCAUCCGUGUCUCCUGCCCCCUGCAGCAAUGGCGGAGACAUCCAUGGCAGCGGGUGGCAGAAAGGGUUUGGCGCCAAGGAAAGCGAGCGGACACGCCCGUAAAAGUCGGUGAAGUUGACGAGAACGUCUUCCGGCUGCAGUCAAGGUACAAAUCCCAGCACAUGUCAGCAGUGCACGAGUCGAAUUGGAGCGUCUUGGCUCCGGAGACCUAUCAGAAGAUGACAUCUGGAGUUCCCCAGGCUGGCUGA